Molecule: messenger RNA, 2008 nt
Organism: Amphimedon queenslandica
Lineage: Eukaryota; Metazoa; Porifera; Demospongiae; Haplosclerida; Niphatidae
Exons: 6
Coding region: 33-1841 (602 amino acids)
Source: RefSeq, a predicted model, not a curated record
UUUAACUUUUCCUUUUGUUAUGGCGACUUUAAAUGGCGACUGAAGGCGAAGGACGUUCAAAAAUGGGUCGCAACAACAGUUCCUACAUCAUUUACAUUAUAUUGGCGGUGAUACUAGUCACCCUACUCUAUUUCUCGUGGUCCCUCAACACGCAAGUAAAAGGCGCCAGGGCAGAGAAGAGAUCUUUAGAAUCGGAGCUAAGUCGUAACGAGGGAGAGAACAACAAGCUCAAAUCCCAACUGCAAACCCUUAACGAAGAGAUACAGAGUCUAACAAGACACAAAACUGCUCUUGAAAAUGAGAAAGAGAAGUUAUCGACAGAAUUGAAUGAGGCUAAGGCUUCAAUAGUUUCUGAUAGUAAUAAGCUAACGGAGUCAAAGUCGACCAUUGAAAACCUUCAGCAAAAACUGGAGGAAAAAUCAGACGAACUGACUAAAGUGACGCAAGAGAAAGACUCAGAAUUGGACAAAUGUGAAAAAGCUAAGGAAGCAUGUGAAGAUCAGAAAGAGAAAUUGAGUACGUGUGAGACAAAUCAUGAGGCAGUCCAAACGGAGCUAGCAACAUUGAAGAGAAAGUUUCAGACACAAGGUGUUGACAGGCAAUCUCUGUUAUCCCAGUUUAAUUCUGUUUCAGAAGACCUCAAAGCUGCUCAAAGACAAUUACAGGAAUGUCGCUCGCUUUUAACAUCCCAGCACUCCAACCCUCGUGAUUCUCAAACAGAUGUUAAAUACCGGAAUACUCUUGAUCACGGUGAGAGUAAGCAUCCAAAUACUCUGACUCACGUCCAGAAGAACGAUGAGAAGCAUAACGAUAAUGACAUUCAGUAUGAUCAUCAGUCUGAUGCCAAUAACAAUAAUAAUAAUAAUCAAGAUGAGCACAGGGCAGAUGCUGGUAAAGAUGGUGGGGACGAGGGUGGGAAGAAACCAGGAGACUUGCCUCAUGAAGACGGGGACGAUGGACAGGGCGGGCCUCCGAUGCUGGGGGUGGGCGGAGAUGAAGAGAGACAGGGGGGAAUGCCUCAAAACCCGGACCUGGUAUUGGGUAUCAAUCAACCUGGUCAUCAUCUUGAUAAAGGGAAUAGUGAUGAGGGGCCACAGCUGAGGGGAAAUGAUAAAGUACCUGAUUAUCAAUCGGAUAAUGAUGGAGGUAACAAAGAUGGUGAAGCAGAUACCGCUGGCGCUAAAGACAGUGAAGGUGAUGCUAAAGAAGGAGACGGAGGAGGUAACAAAGACACAAACGGCGACACAGCGGACAAUAAAGACAACGACGGAGCCGAUCACGCCGGAGACUCAGAUGCCAAAGAUGGAGACGACCAACAGAAUAAGGAUCCCAAUAAAGAUAGUGAGGACGAUGGAGCUGUCCCAAAUAAGAGUGACCCUCUUGAAACUGAUCACGACGGCGGUAGAGACGAUUUGGAUCAUCUCGCUGAUCUCGUUGCUCAAGACAAGAAGGCUCAAGUAGACGAGGGAGAGGAUAAGAAGGAGGAACAUGGAGCGUUGAAACGGGAUCUUGAUGACGUAAUGCCUCACCAUCUGGACGAGAAUGGUAUCCAAAGACCAAACUUUAAUCCGGUCGAAGGAGAUGAGAAAUCGAAAGAGGACGAGAUCAGGUCUUUGUUCAAGCAUAAUAUCGAUAAUCCUAACUUUGAUCAGAAGCUCCAGGAUAUUCUAUCCCGUAACGGCCAUCGAGAAGGUCCCGAUAAUUUUAGGAUGUCGAGGAACGGUUUCGACGAGAACCAGUUGGAGCAACCGUUUCGUAAUCGUGACGAAGCCAUCGAGAGGAUGAGAGAGUUUGCCGGAGAUAGAGUGAGGAGAAGGCCGAAUCGUCGUGGAGAUUUUUGAGGGCAUCAUGUUAAGAAACAGAAUAUGCAUACAGAGAGGGAGAGAGGGAGGAGUAUAUAUAUCUUUCCACUUUUCAUUUUUUGAUUAUUAAUAUUUACUACACGCUACAAAUUACUGUACUACUAACUGUUAGUUUAAAAGUGAGACUCGUAAUUUUAUUAUGAAAA